This is a messenger RNA of Salvia miltiorrhiza (redroot sage), 1574 nucleotides long. RefSeq names its product probable serine/threonine-protein kinase PBL18. The transcript is spliced from 6 exons. The record is from RefSeq and is a predicted model, not a curated record. Gene Ontology annotation, biological process: protein phosphorylation. Bases 255 to 1535 code for a protein of 426 amino acids. Lineage: Eukaryota; Viridiplantae; Streptophyta; Magnoliopsida; Lamiales; Lamiaceae. Gene Ontology annotation, molecular function: ATP binding; protein kinase activity.
UUCCACAAUUCUCUAUGAAAAAGCAUGUGAAUUAUUAAGACGAAUUUUGUGGCCUGCACAAAAUUCGUUCUCUAUCAUGCUCCCUUCUCCUAGCUUGGUCUGAUACCCAUUCUAUCUCUCAAAUUACACAGAUCAAAGAGAAGGAGGAGACGAAAUGGUAGAAAUCACGACGACAAAAUUAUGAUCACAAAUUGAUCAAUAAAUAAUUUUGUUCUCGUCGAGAGGCGUUUGGCCUCAUAUUUAUAUAUUAAUUAAUGGGCAAUUGCAUUGAUAAAACUAGGCUGUGCGUUUUGGCAACUCGUAAUUUUAGAAAAGGCUCUCAUCGAGAACAUAUUCACGGCCCAAAAAAUGAUGGUGUUGAACGUGAUCAUAAUGUUAUAGCUCCUCAUAUUCAUCGACCUCCACCUUCAGUUCUUGCAGCAAAGAAUGUGAGACAAAGCCAUCCUUUACCGACUCCAAAUCACUCAUCACAGACAGCCCUCCACCAUGAGAGCAAGCCAAAUACGUUGCCAUUGCCUAAGCAUGAAAACCCUAAUAUUCAAGACGAAGCAAGCUCCACAUCAAUUCUGCCAAUGCCAACUUCAGAGAGCGAGAUUCUAUCGGCCCCGAAUCUAAAGUCGUUCUCAUUGGAUCAGCUGAGUCGAGCAACCUCAGAUUUUUGUGAGGACAGUUUGCUCGGAGAGGGCGGAUUUGGCUGCGUGUUUAAGGGGUGGUUGGAUGAGAAAACCUUAAAUGCUACGAACCCUAGUUCAGGCUUACCCGUCGCUAUCAAGAAGCUCAUCCAUUCUGGCUUCCAGGGUCAUAAUGAGUGGCUGUCGGAAGUGAACUAUCUAGGUCGACUUCACCAUCCGCAUCUAGUGAAACUCAUCGGAUACUGCUUAGAAGGCGAAGAUCGAAUUCUAGUAUACGAGUUUAUGCCCGGAGGCUGCUUGGAGGAUCUAUUGUUCAGCUCAAGAAAUUGCCCAGCACUUUCAUGGGAAAGAAGGGUUCAGGUGGCUGUGGGUGCAGCACGAGGGCUUUCCUUCCUACACGAGUUGGAAUCACCCGUCAUAUAUCGCGAUUUUAAGGCAUCCAAUGUUUUGCUAGAUUCUGAUUUCAAUGCAAAGCUUUCGGAUUUCGGGCUGGCAAAAGCUGGGCCAACUCAAUCUCAAACUCAUGUAACUACGAGAGUAAUGGGAACUGAAGGUUAUUGUGAUCCACGUUAUAUCGCCACGGGAAAAUUGACGGUGAAAUGCGACGUAUACAGCUUCGGAGUAGUGCUGCUGGAGCUACUAACGGGGCGGCCAGCCAUCGACGAGACAAAGUUCGAAGAGGAGAAGAACUUGGUAGAGUGGGCAAGGGUUCAUCUUAACGACAAGGGCAGAGUUUUCAGAAUGAUGGACACUAGGUUAGAGGGCCAAUAUUGUAAAAGAAGUGCUUUCAUUGUCGCAAAUAUGGCGUUGCGAUGUUUAAAUCUCGAGCCCAAAUAUCGCCCCCCUAUGACUUACAUAUUGGAUAUUCUUCAAAACCUUCCCUCCUAUAAAACCCAACAUUAAUUUUGUCUAUAUAUUCGUAACUUCUUUCUUUUAUCUUUA